This is a messenger RNA of Cladophialophora psammophila CBS 110553, 477 nucleotides long. Its product is annotated as ubiquitin-conjugating enzyme E2 D/E. Bases 1 to 477 code for a protein of 158 amino acids. The record is from RefSeq and is a predicted model, not a curated record. The transcript has 4 exons. NCBI's taxonomy places the organism in Eukaryota, Fungi, Ascomycota, Eurotiomycetes, Chaetothyriales, Herpotrichiellaceae.
AUGACUAGCCAGAAGCGCAUUACCAAGGAAUUGGGCGAUCUCACCAAGUCUCCCCUUGCCGGAAUCACGGUCGCUCUGGCGGAUGAAGCAGACCUCUUCCAGUGGAAGGUAACCAUGGAAGGACCAGCUGGAUCGCCAUAUGCUGGCUACCUCUUCAACCUCUCCUUGACCCUCCCGCCCAACUACCCCUUCAAACCGCCAACGGUGACCUUCACCACCAAGAUCUACCACCCAAACAUCUCCAACGACUCUCCACCAAACUCUGGCACCAUGUGCUUGGGCAUGUUGAGGGAGGCAGAGUGGAAGCCCAGCACCAGAAUCGCCGCGGUGUUGGAGUUUGCUCGCCAAUUGUUGAAAGAACCAAACCCAGAGGACGCUGUCGAGGGCAAGAUCGCCGACCAGUAUCGCAAUGACCGCGCCGCGUAUGAGAGGGAGGCCCGGGAGUGGGUCAAGCGCUAUGCGACGGCGAAGAAAUGA